Ostreococcus tauri is the source of this 960-nucleotide messenger RNA. RefSeq names its product unnamed product. The coding region runs from base 1 to 960 and encodes 319 amino acids. The record is from RefSeq and is a predicted model, not a curated record. The transcript has a single exon. NCBI's taxonomy places the organism in Eukaryota, Viridiplantae, Chlorophyta, Mamiellophyceae, Mamiellales, Bathycoccaceae.
AUGGAUGAGCUCGUCCCGUACGAGCGCGCGCGCGAGCGAAACAUCGCGCGGAACCGGGAGAUCAUGCUCGCGCUAGGUCUCACGAAGCACGACGCGUGCAUGCACGCCGAGGCGAGCGGGAGCGGGCGCGAUGGGACGAAAAAGAUGAAGAGUUUGAAAACAGUUGGAGCGAACGAGGACACGAAACGAAUCGCGGACGCGUCCACGCGCGUGCGGCGAUCGACGCGCGCGAGAAACGUCGUAAAGGUUGACGUUACGGAGGAGCGCGUGGACGUGGCCGAGGAGGACGCGGACGCGGACGAGAGCAACGCGGAAUUACAUCGCGCCGCGGCGGAGGCGCACGCGGCGAGAAACGCGGGACGGCAAGGACGCGCCGCGCUCGUCGGUACGGCGUCGUAUCAGCACACGUUGAUGCGAGUUCGAACGAUGCGAGACGAGGAUAAGUUGCGACGAAGGAUGAAGGCGAUAGAGAGCGCGAGAGGGAAGCACGCGGUGACAAAGAUGCGUUUGUUCGCCAGAGUGCUCUUCCUGGAAGGAUACGAGCGUUUAGCGGGUGAGUGCGUGGAAUCGUUGGAGUUUUUGAUCUCUGAGCUCGGUGACCCGGAGGAAGAAGAGAUGGUGAGAGCGCAGGAGGACGUCGCGCGCGAGGCCGCGGCGAACGCGGAGGGAUUCCACUGCGACGCCAAAACGGAUUUGAGCGAUUUGAGCGUUUUCGCCGACGUCACGAGAAUCGAGGCCAAGGCGGCGGAGGGCGAGAACGACGAGAACGACGCGAGAGCCUCCGAGUUCAAGAUUGCCAACGCGAACCGCUGGCAAGCCGCCGCGGCGUCGCUCGCCAGAGCCGACGGAACGCUCCGAGGAAGUGGGAACGUCAUCACGCUGUCCGAAGACGGCGCGUACCACGUCGAGCGCGCGACGUCGGAGAUGAAGCACGCCAUCAAAAAAGCUCGAAAACGAUGA